Messenger RNA from Anoplophora glabripennis (Asian longhorned beetle), 3493 nucleotides. Its product is annotated as CD81 antigen. The record is from RefSeq and is a predicted model, not a curated record. Lineage: Eukaryota; Metazoa; Arthropoda; Insecta; Coleoptera; Cerambycidae. Bases 261 to 1037 code for a protein of 258 amino acids. Gene Ontology annotation, cellular component: membrane. The transcript is spliced from 4 exons.
UGCGAAGCUAUUAAGCGAAAGCUUCCGCAGCUGAUGUUUCACAAAUAAAAACAGCAUAGUUAUUAGUUCAAGUAUGACAGAAGAGAUCAACUAACUGAUCAACAGAAACACAAAAUAGAACCAAACAGAUCAGCCCGGUGGAAAUCUCGGUCUCGUCAUAGACGUAGUGUUGAAUUCGCGUAGUUAAUUUUUGGUGAUUGCUAAUGUAAUCCGUAGUGACACAGUGACUAAAUAAGAAAUAAUUGUGCAUAACUGUAAAAAUGGGUGCUGGUUAUAAGUGCAUGAAAUAUUUAUUUAUUGUCCUCAACAUAAUAUUUCUGCUGUUUGCUAUAGCUGGAAUAGGUGUUUCCAUAUGGAUGUUUGUGGACCCAACGAUUCCUUUACAUUUUAUGCAGAAAUCUAAUGAUUAUCUAAUAUCAACCAUUAUCAUUCUCAUAGCCUCCAUCAUUCUUUUAAUUGUGGCUCUUCUGGGAAUUUAUAGUGUUGCCAAAGAAGCACGCAAGGCUCUUAUUGCGUCCUUUUGUCUGCUUUUAAUAAUCGUCGUGGCAGAAGUGGCAGCUGGCGUUUGGGGUUACAUAAAUCGAGACAAACUCGAUGUGCAUAUCCGUACAUAUGUGCAGAAAAUUGUUAGAGAAGAUUACGAUGUGGACGAAAAUGUCAGGAGCCUGUUUGAUACGAUCCAGUCCAAGAUGUACUGCUGUGGCGCUCUUUCACCCAUGGAUUGGACUAAGGGACAGGUACUAUACAUGGGAAUAAAAAAUUCUCCUUCGAUUUACAACAUCCCGCAAAGUUGUUGCCGACCAGGAGUUUCGCCAAAAGAAUGUGCUACUGCCACACACCUGGAAGUAGGCAGUAACCCUGACUCAAAUAUUAUUUACGACAGAGGCUGCUACACGCUAAUCAUGACAAAGUUGGCCGAUAACAUCUGCACAAUCAUGAUUGUCGGAGGGAUCAUUUUGGCUGUCCAGGUUCUAGGUUUGUUGCUUGGCUUGAUCCUCUCUUGCUCUAUGAAUAGAUCGCAUCGGUAUAAGGCUUAAGCUGCUCUCUAUAUCUUGGUUUAUCGGUAGUUAAGGAACAAGAUAAUUAUUUUCUGAUUAAUGAUAUUAUACCAAAAAUUAUUAUAUAUUCUACGAGAAGUCUACUAUUUUCAGAGGUGUACAAAAUAAGCUGUUUACAAAUAUCUGAUGUUUGUGCCAUAUCUAUGUCUUCGUGUUUGUGAAAUUUCCUGAUACGGAAUAUAAAAGUAAUUCUAACGGCGGAAUUUGCAGGUGUGGCAUGGUACAAAUCUUGUAAAGUACAAUAAUUCUGCUAUAAUAGUAUUUUGAAUACAAUUUUGGUGCAAUACAUACAAUUUUUGUAUUAAAAAAAUUAUGCCGAGAAAUGUUUUUCUUUAUUCAUGAUUUCAUUGUUUUCUAGUAUCAAAUGUUUCGUAUUUUCGUAUUUGUACCUUGCCAUUUUUUCUAUAUUUAUUAUACGUUUAAGGUUUAAUAUUUAUUAUGCAUUUACAUGCUAUUUCAAAUAUAUGCCAUCAUUCAAGGGGAGAUCCUUGUCCAAAACUUGGGCAAAAUGUCAUGAAUCCGUUCUUACUUGUUAUUUCUGUUGACAUUUUUUGUAUCUUGUUUUUUUCUCAAAUCAGUAAUUUGAUUUUUAAUGAAAUUUUGAUGAUGGUAACCUUUUUACAUUUCCUGUGAUUAAGUGUUUAAUAAUUUAAUAACAAAUAAUUUUCAAAGAUAUUAAGUACGUUACCUAAUAAAAUUAUGUUUAUCUUAAUGUCAUACGUUUAGCAUUCAUGAACAAUCAUUGUAAAAAAAUGUCCUGCACUCUCGAUGCAUUAUAUUGCUGAAUAUUAAGGAUUUCUGAAGAUAAGGACUAACGAUACUUCAUAAGUAAACAGGAUAUAAAGUGUAACGAUAAUACUUAAGUGCUUAUGAGACAGAAUUUUUGCUUCAAAAUUAUCAGACUUUUAAGAUUACAAAUAUUCCAACAGGUUAAAAUAUUUUAUAGAAAUAAUAUUAAGUACUACACGUGGGCGAUUACAAUUACGGUGAAGACAGUUGUAUAAAUAGACGUGAACAAAUUGGUGAAGAGAUUCGAAAAGUUUCCUUCUUUAAGUGUGUCGAUAUAAAUUCUACGUCUUCGAUGCUAACUUUGACUACCUCGGAUAAUGAAAAGUAUGAAGAGGAUUAUAUAAACAUUUCUAGUGAUGAUACCCCAAGAAAGAAAAAACUAAAGUAUGAACUUGGACAACUUUCCUUCAUUUCCAAAAACAAAAAUAUAUCCCGCUUUUAGCAAAAUAAAUGUCGUUUAAAAAAGAAAAUUGACAAUUUGAGAAGUAUCCUUGACAAACUCUAUGAGGAAAAAUUGCUGAAUGAUGAAAUUACAUUUUAAACGUAUUUGGAAAACAAUUAGCCUAUGUCAGAUUUAUUUUUAAGAAAUGUGUCUACAAACACGGGUCAACUCCAAGAGGUUAUUUCCCUGUACUUCGAACUUUUGCCCUGAUGCUGAGUUAUUAUUCACCAAAAGCUUACAAACGUGUAAGAGACACAUUUGCCAUGCACUUACCUCAUCCCGGGACAAUAAGGAAAUGGUAUCAAACGGUAAAUGGAAAUCCUGGUUUCACAAAAGAAUAUUUUCAAAUACUUAAAACCAAAUCUACCCCACGUUGGGCGCCAAUUGUACUUCCUUAAACCUAUGGGUUUAGGUUUACAGUAAGAAAGUCGGUGGAGGUACAGAAAGAACUGAUACGUCUUGAUCAUAACAAUAUUUAUUACUCGAUACCAAUGACAGUUGACAAUAAUUAAUAGCCUAACAGCUUACAAACGAUUUCUAAAUUUAAGAACUAUGUGAUGGCGCUCAGUGUCUCCAAACGGGAAUGUGGAAAUUCGCGGAUAGAGAUACGGUAGCAGAUAUCUGACCUUAGAUCCUUCAAUUUACUUUUGCAGGCAGUUAUCUAGGGUACAGGCGGGCUGGUGACAAGGGGAAUACGGUUAACUCUGUUGUGCUUCCCUGGAUGAUCUGGAAUGCAGUGGCGGCUCAUGAAGGAGGACUCUGGGGACUCCGCCCCCCCCUCCAGAUAUUUUCAAACUGUAAACUUAAAAUAAUUUAUUUAUUUAAAUCAAUAAAAAAUCUAAAUAGCGUGCAUUCAAUAUGUCUUGGAUUUAGGUUGGUUGCAUAAAGUGCAUGUACACCAUGAACGUGGCUUAGCUUAAUGCCAUCUGCCAUCUAUGAUUGUACCAAAGAGUUAUCUUUGACCGCGCUAUCCCCAUUUCAUCGCGGAUGCUGAAAUCUGAGUCCAUCGUGCAAGCAUAUUUCUACAUAUGAUGUGACAAAUUGGCACGUGGAGGGGAUAGGUGACGAUAGGCUCGCACGCUUUGUUUUGGACUUCAUGUGACGGUAACCCGUUUCACUGAAGUGUGUUUAUACGUGUUUUGUUUUUGCUUUGGCGCUUUUUAAGAAAUUAUAUUUUAUAAGUUUAAAUUUAAAAUGAGGGUUU